Molecule: messenger RNA, 1638 nt
Organism: Penicillium verhagenii
Lineage: Eukaryota; Fungi; Ascomycota; Eurotiomycetes; Eurotiales; Aspergillaceae
Exons: 1
Coding region: 1-1638 (545 amino acids)
Cellular component (GO): nucleus; cytoplasm
Molecular function (GO): protein binding
Source: RefSeq, a predicted model, not a curated record
AUGAUUUCCUCACCUGGCGGGAUUCGCCUGUAUGAGAAUCUAAAUCAAAGUCUUUUCUCGUCAAUGGUCAUGCAAAAUGACGCAGUCAACUUGCGUCGCUAUGUUGAAGAUUGUGGCCCACCAAGAUUUGGAGAGACCACGCCAUCAGGAGAUGACUAUUUUCUCACGGCCACCAAGCACGGCAAAAUCGAUGCUCUCCGCGCGCUCGCAGAGAUUUAUGAAUCCGACCCCAACCAAAAUGAGCCACUCCUGUCUCGGAUGGAGCGGGCAAAAUACCGACUUCUGAACGAAGCUUGUGCAAAUGCCCAGUUUGAGACAGCGGAAUAUCUCAUGAACUGCGGCCCGCCAUUGGGUGAACUUUUCGAUGAGCGAGGAUACACCGAUGCACCACUUAUAUCCGCAUUAGCCGCCUUAAAAUUCGUCAGAACUCCCCCAAGAGGACGCAUUGUUACUCAGUCGAAUAUUGAUAUUGAAAAAUUUGUCUACAGCCUACUAGACAGGGGCGCGUCAGUUCGGGGCAUCGACGAACAAUCUCAAUCAACUGGACAACCUACUGUACUUAGUGCAGCGGCACCCUUGGGCAGCCACAACCUGGCAUCUCGUCUUAUUUCCGAAGAAGCUGAUAUUCAUAGCAAAGAGAUAUGGUGGGAGAUGGGCACAGGCAAGACUGAUAACGUCACUGCACUACACUUUGCUAGCGGAUCUUGGAACCUACCUUUUAUUCAAGCGUUGCGUGAACACUGCAGCUCUCGUGAACUUGCUCGAGCAGCCAUGGCUACUGAUAGUCGAGGAAGAGUUCCUCUUCACUGGGCUUUGCUUUGUCUAAGUAACGGACUCAAUAGGCCGUUAUCCGAGCAGACUCUUUCCACGGGGUUAGAGGUUAUCAAUUCCUUACUUGAGCUCAAUCCGAAAGCCAUUAAUACCCAAAGCUCACAUGGCGCGGUCUUUAACUUCCUCGUAAAUGGUCCUCUCUUGGGUGCUGCAACGCUGACCUUCAUGAAAGUUCUCAUGGGCUACAGCCCAAGCAUUGCCACUGUCAACGCACGAGAUCAAUCUGGUGCAACUGCUCUAUUGGAAAUAUUAUCAGCUCACGAGACGUGCAAUGCUGUUCGUGAAAGUUACACUAUUCCAUUAAUCGAACUACUCCUCGCACAUGGAGCCGAUCGGAGUGUAUGCGAUAAUAAAGGCCAGACCGCACUACACAAGCUAGGUGGGAGUCCAUCAUAUGAUGAUCCAAUCAGUCCUGAUUUGCUUGAGAUGUUUAUCCCGUUCGUCGAGCUCAAUAAAGCCGACCACAGUGGCUGGACAGCCCUUCACUGGAUGGCAAGAAACCUGCGGCAAGUCGAGCCGUGUCGUUUACUAGUCAGUCGUGGCGCUGAUGUGAAUGCCGUCGACAACAAAGGUCAUACCCCUGUCCAUCAAGCGGCUAGCGGCAAGCUCCAAAGGAGAGAGAAGGCAGACAAAACUAUUGAAUGGCCCACCCUUGAAGAGAAGAUUCACGCAUGUGACGAGAUGGUCACGGUAUUACUAGAAGCCGGAGCAUCAAUGGAUAAGCGUAAUUUGGAAGGCAAGACGCCCACACAGCUACGAGAAAUCAGCAUUGCAAGAUGGGAAUUGGAAAAAAGACGAGGACGAUAA